This is a messenger RNA of Selaginella moellendorffii, 593 nucleotides long. RefSeq names its product 40S ribosomal protein S24-1. The transcript is spliced from 5 exons. The record is from RefSeq and is a predicted model, not a curated record. Gene Ontology annotation, molecular function: structural constituent of ribosome. NCBI's taxonomy places the organism in Eukaryota, Viridiplantae, Streptophyta, Lycopodiopsida, Selaginellales, Selaginellaceae. Gene Ontology annotation, cellular component: ribosome. Bases 87 to 503 code for a protein of 138 amino acids. Gene Ontology annotation, biological process: translation.
UUAGGGUUUUUGGGCGGAUUAGGGCUUUAGCCAGAUUAGGGCAACUCUAGCCGCCAAGAACCCUAGGCGAGCGAGGAGGGAGGGCGAUGGCGGACCGCAACUACACUGUGCGCACGCGCAAGUUCAUGACAAAUCGCCUCCUCCUGCGCAGGCAGUUUGUCGUGGAAGUUCUUCAUCCGGGGAGGCCCAAUGUUUCCAAGGCUGAGCUCCGGGAGAAGCUCUCAAAGGUUUACGAUGUCCGUGAUCCCCAGGCGGUGUUUGUCUUUGGGAUGAGAACCAAGUUUGGCGGCGGCAAGUCCUCUGGAUUCGGUCUCAUCUACGACUCGGUCGAGGCUGCAAAGAAAUUCGAGCCAAAAUACCGUCUCGUCAGGAACGGACUUGCCACCAGAGAGCAAAAAUCGAGGAAGCAGCUCAAGGAGCGGAAGAACAGAGCGAAGAAGAUCCGCGGAGUGAAGAAGGCCAAGGCUUCCGGAGAGGCCCAAAAGGCAGGAAAGAAGAAGUGAUGUGAUUUUCUGGUAACAUCCCGGUUUUUGCAUACUUGGUUGGAUAUAUAGCUAACAUUUUGAAUCAAAAACCUUUUCUUUGAAAAACGA